GAAGAUGCACACGACCCAGAAGGACACGACGUACACCAAAAUCUUCGUCGGGGGGCUGCCCUACCACACCACUGACGCCAGCCUGCGCAAGUACUUCGAGGUCUUCGGCGAGAUCGAGGAGGCGGUGGUCAUCACCGACCGGCAGACGGGCAAGUCCCGGGGCUAUGGAUUUGUCACCAUGGCUGACCGGGCAGCCGCCGAGAGGGCCUGCAAGGAUCCCAACCCCAUCAUUGAUGGCAGAAAGGCCAACGUGAACCUCGCAUACUUAGGAGCAAAACCAAGGAUCAUGCAACCAGGUUUUGCCUUUGGCGUUCAGCAGCUUCAUCCGGCCCUCAUUCAGAGACCUUUCGGGAUACCUACCCACUAUGUCUACCCGCAGGCUUUUGUGCAGCCUGGAGUGGUCAUUCCACACGUGCAGCCCACAGCAGCUGCGGCCUCCACCACACCUUACAUUGAUUACACUGGAGCUGCCUACGCGCAGUACUCGGCUGCAGCUGCCGCCGCCGCCGCCGCCGCAGCCUAUGACCAGUACCCCUACGCGGCGUCGCCAGCUGCUGCAGGCUAUGUCACCGCCGGCGGCUACGGCUAUGCCGUCCAACAGCCCAUCACCGCGGCUGCACCUGGGACAGCUGCCGCCGCCGCCGCAGCUGCUGCAGCUGCCGCCGCCUUCGGCCAGUACCAACCUCAGCAGCUGCAGGCAGACCGCAUGCAGUAGACCGGACAGCAGAGUUCAACUCUUUCCUCUCCCCCCCCUCCCAAUUUCCCAAUUUUUAGUAGCUGAUCGGAGAGUUCACACUGACUUAACAGCUUUAAGAAAAAAAAAAAAAAAACAAGCAGUGCUAUUGUGAAACAAAACUAUUAUUAUUAUUAUUUUUAAUAUAUUCCAAGGAGUGUUCUAGAAGAGAGACGUGAGAGUGGGGGCGUGGAGUGGAUGGAGCAGUUUUGGGAGGUCAAUCCCAAGGAAUCUCGUGCAGGAGAGGCCGCUAGGAACGGAAGGCAGGAGUCCCGUGGGAACUUCACUUUUUGUAACCGGAUUUUUAUUUUUUGCUCUUUUUUAUAGCAUCAGGGAAGCAAACUGCCUUUUUCCAGUUAGAAUUGCUAUUUGAAUCUAGUUG
Messenger RNA from Ochotona curzoniae (black-lipped pika), 1115 nucleotides. RefSeq names its product RNA binding motif protein 24 (gene RBM24). Gene Ontology annotation, molecular function: mRNA 3'-UTR binding. The transcript is spliced from 4 exons. The record is from RefSeq and is a predicted model, not a curated record. Gene Ontology annotation, cellular component: cytosol. The coding region runs from base 5 to 715 and encodes 236 amino acids. Lineage: Eukaryota; Metazoa; Chordata; Mammalia; Lagomorpha; Ochotonidae.